AGCUGUCAUCAACUUGCUAAACAAGUUUCCUCUUAAUUACUUUCUGUUACUUCACCCAGCCCUUAAAAUCUCAAUUAUCCUUAUGGUUAGCGCAUUCACCUGAGAACCUCUGGUCAGGACGAAUGGCGUGCAGAAGUUUCCUGUAUCUUUGUUAACAGCAGCGACCAGCCCAUCAGCACAUCAUGUAUAGACCAGUCACAGCUUCCCGCACAUCUCUGCCGCUGUGGAUAAUUGCCCUCAUUGUGUUUGGAGUGUUGGCGAUUCUUGGAAUCACUAUUGGCCUCCUGGUUCAUUUUCUGGCCGUAGAAAAUAGAACUAACUAUUAUCAAGGAAGCUUUCAAGUGCUAGAUAUCCCAUAUAAUAAAAAUUAUGAAAGGGAGACAUCCCAAGAAAAUAACUACCUUAGUAAAAUCCUUGAAACUAAGAUGGUUGAUGCAUUUGAAAGCUCUGACAUUUACAGACAAUAUAUCAAUUCCCAAGUCAUCACACUGGUUCCUGAUGGCAACAGUGUGACAGCACACAUAUGGCUGGUGUUCAAGGAUUCCAGAGCAAGGGCGGAAAACACAAGGAGAAGAAUUGAGAGCAUCUUACGCCAGAUGCUGAGGAGCCAGUCGGGAUCCUUGACCACAGAUCCCACUUCUCUUAAACUCACGGAAAUCAAUAAAGCUGAUGCUGAAAAAAUUAUCAACAGCCGCUGCGGGAGGCGAGCAAGGAUGUCCGCUACGCAUGACAGGAUCAAGGGAGGCUCCACGGCUCAGGAGGGAGAGUGGCCGUGGCAGGCCAGCCUCAAGAUGAACGGCAAGCACUACUGCGGGGCGGUGUUAAUCAGCGAGCGCUUCCUGCUGACCGCGGCUCACUGCUUUACAAAGACAGAUGAUCCAAAAAGCUUUGUGGUCAGCUUUGGCACAGAGGUAACUCCCCCCUAUAUGCAACACAAUGUGCAACAAAUUAUUAUUCACGAAGGCUACGUCAAAGGUGAACAUCACGAUGAUAUUGCGAUUAUACGGCUCACUGAAAAAGUUGCAUUUAAAAAUGAUGUGCAUCGAGUUUGCCUUCCUGAAGCCACACAGAUAUUCCUGCCUGGUGAAGGAGUUGUUGUUACAGGAUGGGGAGCACUUUCCUAUAACGGUAAAUUCCCAGGGUUACUUCAGAAGGCACCUGUGAAAAUUAUAGACACAAACACAUGUAAUGCUGAAGAAUCCUAUGAUGGCAUGAUACAGGACACAAUGUUAUGUGCUGGCUACAUGGAAGGAAAUAUUGAUGCCUGUCAGGGUGACUCUGGAGGACCACUAGUUUAUCCCAAUUCUCGAAAUAUUUGGUACCUUGUUGGCCUCGUGAGCUGGGGAGAUGAAUGUGGCAAAAUCAAUAAGCCAGGUGUCUACACAAGAGUGACAGCCUACCGCAACUGGAUUGCCUCUAAGACUGGUGUCUAAAGGGACAUGCAGCUUGUAAAACUAACACAGGCCAUUGUUGCUGUGACUUCUAGGUCUCACUUAAUAUGUUCUUCUAAUUAGUGGGUGCACUGGCUAUUUGAAGAAUUAUGGACCUGAGGAUAUGUUUGUGAACUUAUAUUUUGAGCAGACUUCAAAAGACAAAAUAAGAAAUUUUACCAUUUUGGGUCCAGAAAGGCUUAAGUCAAGAAAAUACUCCCACCAAAAAUAAUAUUUAUAGUACCAUACUGUAUGUAACACUAUUUCAUUAACUCAUGUUAUGGUUAUCUCACCACAGGACAAAGCUCAUGAGGUUUGUUCUUACAACUCUGUAGAGUUGUGAAGGUGUAUUUUUGCCCAUGGAAAAUUAGCAUACAGUGCAAUGAGAGACUGGAAUUAUGACGGUUGUGUUGGAGCAUGUGGUGUCUGCUUUCAUGUCAUAGCUAUAUGACUGUGAUAUAAACCUAGUCUAGAGGUAGGCAUUGAAUUUGCACCUCUUAUUUGUACUACUACCUUCAUCAGUUGCAAACAUUGUGAAACACUUUCACAACAAGACUAAACAAAAAAUACACUGCAGACUCACAGGGGACCAAGUACAACAACCCUUCAGAAUUGGUGCAGGAUUUGGUGGAAAUUCCCUACUGGUAAUAUAUUUUGAAGAAUGACUAUAGACAGUGAAAAUGUGCAGCAUAGUUUAAUUAAAACAAGUUAAUAGGCAGACCAUCUUUAUUCAAUAACAGUUUUCUUGUUCUUUUUUAUUUUUAUUUGUUUCAUAAGAAUGUGCAAAUUGCUGUUUUUCUUUGUCUUCAAUAACAAUAACAG
Messenger RNA from Chinchilla lanigera (long-tailed chinchilla), 2252 nucleotides. RefSeq names its product transmembrane protease serine 11B-like protein. Bases 183 to 1433 code for a protein of 416 amino acids. Gene Ontology annotation, cellular component: plasma membrane; extracellular region. Lineage: Eukaryota; Metazoa; Chordata; Mammalia; Rodentia; Chinchillidae. The transcript has 10 exons. The record is from RefSeq and is a predicted model, not a curated record. Gene Ontology annotation, biological process: proteolysis. Gene Ontology annotation, molecular function: serine-type endopeptidase activity.